GUGCGCCUGUCCUGGGCAGGGUGACUCUCAGCUGGCGGCUGCUACAGGCUGUGUCUUUAAAUGUGUCAGCUCAGCCGCUUCGCCUUAGGCGGCUGCUGCUGCUGCGGUCUCCGCUCCAACUCCCUCUACCUCCCCCACCGUGCUCACCGCGCCUGCGCCACGGCUGCUGGAGCUAGGACUCUCCCCUCCUCCGCUACAGAGUCCGCAGAUCUUUUGUCUGAGGCUGGGCAGCGGCGGCUGCUCCCCGGAUCGCUCCCAGCCAGCGAAGAAGGAGCCGGAGAACCCGUGCAGGGCAUCGGAUCCCAGACGCCGGGCGAUUCUAGGGGUGACCCUAGCACCGCUGGCUCCUGUAUACAAACAAAUGGGGGGAGGAAGGCUACUCUUAAGGUGGACUUGCUCUUAAGGUGGAAUUUUUUUUAAGGUGGACUUGCUCUUAAGGUGGAUUUUUUUUAAGGUGGAAUUCUUUUGUUUUUAAAGUGGACUUGCUCUUGCAUCAGCGGCUUUGGAGUGGGAAGGGCUGGGAUUUCAUCAUGGGUAGAGGUUCUUAGCACAAAAUCGGCAGGACAACUCCUCUUGAUAUCACUAGGCUGGUAGCAGGGGAUGGGAAAGGCCUGUUGUUAGGGAACAGACAUCUCUCCAGCCUCUAACAAUGACUAAACCCCAAUCCUUCUCCAGGAAAAGGCAGCCCAUGGAAGAAGAAGAGGUGGGAAUGAAAAGCCAGAUGUUUAGUUGCCGAGAGGUUGAUAGAAGAGAGACUUUACUUUUUCAACAAGUCUCCAGCUCCUGAUUGUUCUUAAGGAGGGGGGUGGGUGGGUUGUUUUUGGUUUUGUUUGUCAUUAAUAUUGGUUUUUAAACUCUAUUAAAUAUUAUUAUUUACUACCAACCACCUCUCUCGGACACAUACUGGAAAUGCAAAAGGAUAAAGACAUGGAGACAGUAGGAAAGUUUGAGUUCAGCAGGAAAGAUCUGAUCGGACAUGGAGCGUUUGCUGUUGUUUUCAAAGGGAGACACAAAGAGAAACCUGGGCUGGAGGUAGCUGUAAAGUGUAUUAACAAGAAAAACCUUGCAAAAUCUCAAACGCUGCUGGGGAAGGAAAUCAAAAUACUUAAGGAACUGAAACAUGAAAAUAUCGUUGCCUUGUAUGACUUCCAGGAAAUGGCAAACUCUGUCUACUUGGUUAUGGAGUACUGCAAUGGUGGUGACCUGGCUGAUUACCUGCACACUAUGCGGACACUUAGCGAAGAUACCAUCAGGCUCUUUCUCCAGCAGAUAGCAGGUGCCAUGAAAAUGCUACACAGCAAAGGUAUCAUCCACCGGGAUUUGAAACCACAGAAUAUCCUCCUUUCUUAUGCUGGAGGCAAGAAAUCAAAUCCUAACAACAUUCGUAUAAAGAUUGCUGAUUUUGGAUUUGCCCGGUACCUGCAAAGCAACAUGAUGGCAGCAACGCUGUGUGGCUCCCCUAUGUACAUGGCCCCAGAAGUCAUUAUGUCCCAACACUAUGAUGCUAAAGCUGACCUUUGGAGUAUAGGCACCAUCAUUUACCAGUGUCUGACAGGAAAGGCGCCCUUCCAGGCCAGCAGCCCUCAAGAUCUUCGUCUCUUCUAUGAGAAAAACAAGAUGCUGAUGCCCAACAUCCCCAGGGAGACAUCCAGCCACCUGAGGCAGCUGCUGCUGGGUCUUCUGCAGCGCAAUCAUAAGGACCGCAUGGACUUCGAUGAGUUUUUCCAUCACCCUUUCUUGGAUGCAAGUGCCUCUAUGAAAAAAUCUGCUUCUGUGCCAAUGCCUUCUUAUCCAAGCUCAGGCUCUGGUAGUUCCUCCAGCAGCUCUUCCACUUCCCACCUGGCCUCACCUCCACAGUCCUUAGGAGAGAUGCAGCAGCUGCGGGAGAAGGCUCUGGUAUCUCCUGCCCAGGAUUCCCCUGGUUUUCUGCAUGGGUCUAAGGACUCUGCUGGAAGCAGCAGCAAGAAUUCCUCCUGUGACACUGAUGACUUUGUGAUGGUCCCAGCACAGUUCUCAAGUGAUAUAACUGCUGAGGCAGCAGGAGGGAAACCCAUCCAGGACAGCCUGAUGUACAGCGAGAGCUCCCUGGUGACUUCGGCAGGUGUGGAGAGCCAGGCAAGGAUGCCAUCCCCUUCGCCCCCUUACAACACUUCUCCCAGCCCAGCAGGCCGGCAAGGCCAGUUUUCCAGCAGCAAGUACGAGCACUCCGUCCCCAUCCCGGUCCCAACGCAAAUCCACAACUACCGGCGGAUUGAACAGAACCUACAGUCUCCCAAUCAACACGCUUUGCCACAGUCUGGCGCAGUCCGAAGAUCAAGCAGUACAAGCCCUCUUGGAUUUGCUAAAAUCAGUGCUUCCCCUCCUUUCUCUGGAGAGCAUGGAGCUGUGCCAUCCCCCAGACGGUUCUCCUUCGGCGGUGCUAAGCCUUACACCCCGUCCCCGCAAGUCGGAACAAUUCCGGAGCAGCCCGGCCAGACUGUUUUCUUCUCCCCACCUGGAGCAGAAACGAGAAGCAGGAUCCCCAUGCCUGGUGCCUCAGUGCCUGAGCACUCUUCCCGAGGGAUGGGCUGCCGGCUUCACAGCGCUCCCAACCUGUCAGACUUACAUUCCUGCAGGCAGAAGAUCACCAAGCAGCAUUCUGACCCUCUCGUUGCUCACUUUGGACAUGCUCCCAUCAGCCAGCCCCUGCAGGUUCAUGGCUUGCAGCCCUGCCGUCAGCUGAGGUCCUCACCAAAGCUGUCUGAAUUCAUGCAGAGAAGUCCCUUGCCAACUAUCUUGGGCUCCCCUACGAAGGCUAUGUCCCCUUUUGAGUUCCCCAAAACUCCCAGCUCCCAGAACCUACUCACGCUCUUGGCCCAGCAGAGAGUCAUGAUGGCCCCAACGCGGAACAGGACUCUGCCAGACCUGAAGGAGAUGGGACAUUUCCAUUGCCAACAGGCUGGCCUGGGCUUGCGGCCUGUGGAAGAGAUUAAAGGCAGAUCUCUGAGCACCGGCCGCCUCACUGACCUGCUUCUCAAGGCUGCCUUUGGGGCUCAGAUCUCAGAAGCUGGCAGCAACGACAGCCUGAACAAUGAGAAGCCAAUGGAGAUCACAGCUCCCCCUGCUGCUUAUGGAGGAAACCUGUACUGUGGGGCUAGAGCUGGGGGCUCUCUGAGCUCUUCCCCAGUGGUCUUCACGGUUGGAUCCCCUCCCAGUGGGACAACGCCGCCACAGACCGCUAGGACCAGGAUGUUUUCAGUGGGUUCGUCAAGCUCUCUGAGUUCAGGAGGCUCAUUCAGCGGCAGACACUUGCUGGUGGGAGCUGGUGGGGAUGCCAUGGAAGCUCCAUCUAGUCUCCGGUAUACUCUUGUGGAUCCUAUUGCAGCUAAUCUGGAAGGGGCAGUUACAUUUGAGGCACCAGAACUCCCUGAGGAGACGCUCAUGGAGCAAGAGCACACGGACAUCCUGCGCAGCCUGCGCUUCAUGCUUGCUUUCGUCCACUAUGUGAUGGAAAUUGCCACCAUCAAAGGGAGCACCAGCGAGAUGAGCAGCUCGGUGGUCUCUGAGUACCAGCUUCAGGAGAGCAUGGUGGCUGACCAGAUCAGCCUUCUCAGCAGGGAAUGGAGCUAUGCAGAGCAGCUGGUACUGUACCUGAAAGUAGCAGAGCUGCUGUCCUCAGGCCUGCAGACAGCCAUAGAACAGAUCAAGGCAGGCAAGCUGUGCCUCUCCUCCACUGUCAAACAAGUUGUGAAGAAACUUAACGAACUUUAUAAAUCCAGUGUGUCGGCCUGCCAUUCUCUGAACAUGAGACUCCAGAGAUUCUUCUUGGAUAAACAGAAGCUUAUGGAUCGGAUCAACAGCAUCACAGCCGAGAAGCUCAUUUUCAGCUACGCUGUGCAGAUGGUGCAGUCUGCAGCGCUGGACGAGAUGUUUCAUCACAGGGAGGACUGCACACAGAGGUACCAGAAGGCUCUGCUGCUGAUGGAGGGGCUCUUAAACAUCAUAACGGAGCAGGGGGACAUCGACAACAUCAAUAAAUGUAAGAUGUGUAUUGAACGCCGGUUGUCGGCUCUGUUAUCGGGGAUCUGUGCAUGAUUUUAAAAGUGCUGCUCGCCGCGAACCUCACGCCAGCCGAUCACGUUCAGUUUCCGAUCACCUGCUGCAGUGGUAGAGAAGGAGCCUGGCUGCGGGGAACCUGGAAGACAAACUGCUUGAUCUUAUUUGUAGUCGUCAGGAAGGUUUUCCGCAGUAGGGAUUUGGAUUCUCUUUUAGGGGGACAUAUGACAGCAGUGAUUGCAAGCACUUCCCCUCCAUAUACACUGGGGGAAGAUGGAGGAGAGAUUCAGGGUUUUUCCCUUUCUUGGUGGAGGGGGCGAAGGAUAGAAUUUCCCUUCCUCUCACUUCAGACGACAAGGCUGCUGCCUUGCCCUCCUGCUCAGAGCCGGAGUAUUUUAGUGCUGCAUCCAUUGCUGGCGGUGGAUGUGCUGAAACCAUUAGCAGGAAGUUUCAAGUGAACUGUUCAGUGAAUUGAGAAGGGUGGAAUUCCAGGCCAGUUGCAUACUUUCCCCAUCCCUGCUGAUAGCCAAGCACUCAGGAACUGGCUGUUGACCUGCAGCUGCUCCCUCUCCACACUCGCCCUUCUUGUGUAUGUCCUGCCACAGAGCACUUCCUGUGUGGUGGAGAGGAGUAAGGUGGGGAAGCUGGAUCUCUUCCUGGAGUGUUGCUGAAGACAGCUGCAACCUUCCGAAAGACUUCCUGAGCAAUGCUGGAACCGCGUCGCCACUGAGGAGGCUCCCCUGUACCAAGCAUGAGGAGGCGGGUCACAUCCCUACCUGGAUGGGGAGCAACCAAGGACAAGAAAGUUGUGUAUAUAUAUUUAAAAAUGACUCUAGCAUUACAAGAAGCCCCGAUGGUUAUCAGUACAGAUCCAACAGUUGGUGGUGCCCAUGCUGUCCUCCUUUCAGCUGUUGGUUAGCUAACCCUUUCCCCCACGGGCCCCUCAAAACACUAACUUUGUGACUCAAAGAAGCACUUUACACACUAUGGGAACUUUGACAAGUUGACUUUGCAUCACACGGUGACCCCGGAACUUCACGACUGCUGGGAAUGCUGUUCUUUUGUUCCUCAUUGUUUUAUUGCACUACGUGUGUGUAUCUGUAUGAAUACAUAUUCCUCGGGGCGAAUAUGUAUCGCUAUAUCGAGUGUGUGUCACUGUAUGUAUUUAACUGUACUGUAUCUUGUGCAUGUGCAGCAAACAGCAGUCACACGGUCCAUGUGCUGUUCCCCUCCAUGCCAGGCAAAGCUGACUUGAAAUCCUGCAGUACCAAGAGGUUUUUUUAUUUAAAUGUUCUUUUUAAGGACCGUCAGUACAAAGCUCUAUGGUUUUUAAGAGCUCAAGAACAGACAUUGAGAUCUUAAAUAUUUACAACCGAAAAUGCAUUUUUUUAUUGUUUUGCUGCUUAAUUUUUAUAAAACAAACCAACCAACCCUUUUAGUGUUCAGUUACCUUCAGCAUUUCUUUUUAAGCGACUGUGUAGCCAAACCAGGCCUGUGGGUGUGGGCGGUUGAAGACCUGUUGAGGCUUGGAUGCUGCGAGUGUGUGUGUGAGGGGAAAACUGGUUGGCUCUGUGUGUGUGUGUGGGCGUGUUUUAAUUUAUCAGAGUCAUGGCAGUAUUUUGUUAGCGCUGAGUGGAAAAAGUAACCUCCGUGAACGAAAUGCGAACCGUGGGCUUAGCUUUUGGGAUCUAAUAACAUUUUGCACAUGGUGGUUAAAUAUUAAUUACUUCUCUCUCUCUCUGCCACUGUAAUUUUUUGCAUGUUUUUUGUAUGACACUCUUUGGAAAAAAUAUUAUGCAAGGAACAACUCUGACGUGUGAACCAGCUUUAUCUGUGGUAAGCUGGACACUUCUCGUGGCAGAACACAACAGCAAAUAAACCCCCGCUCCUUUCCAGGAGCGUUUGAUUACAUGAUGUCACUUCAGUAUCAGGCCUUCAUUGCUUCGUUCAUUCACAGCCUGCUGUUGCUGUGGCUAUGUGUGCCUGUUCCUAAAAUAAAAACAAACCUGUGGCUGGAGAUGUUAAACAAUAAGCAGACCACUUCGGAAAGGAUCGCCACCAGUCCUGCAAUAGGCUAUGCUACGAGUGCAGUACGUUAACCUGGAUGCAGUGUGGAAACAGGAAACCGGGACAAACUUCUCAGCACACACGUGCUUUUCACACUGAAUGCCAUGGAUACCCCACAAACUUAAUCGCUUAUUGCCAAGUAUUAGUCAGUUGCAUCCCAGGAUUCGUGUGUAUGCCACAGGUGUACCGAUCCGAUCCGUAUACAUGACAAGCUCAGCACUAACCUUCCAGCUGUAUUUAAUUACUUGAAUGUAUCAAAUUUGUCCACAUUCAACGUAUAUAAAUAUACAUUGCUCCAAAAAAAAAGUGGUUUACAGAUCUUCAACCAAUAUAUAAAUAAAUAUAUAUGUGUGUGUGUGUGUGUAUGUGUGUACAUAGUAUAUAUAUUUCUCAAUACUUGAAACUUAGCCACUGUGCUUGGAUUUAAAAAAUAAACAACGAGAAAAAGACAAAACAAAAAAGACAGAUGAUUUCUUUUGCCAUCACUUUGAUGACUUUAUUUGUUAUCUAAAUGCAUGUAGCGUGAAUCCAACUUUUUUUUGGUAAAAAAAAUAGUAUUUAUUGCUUUGUAGACAAUAAGGAAUGCAAAAAAGAA
Chelonoidis abingdonii (Abingdon island giant tortoise) is the source of this 6697-nucleotide messenger RNA. It is a transcript of the gene ULK1, whose product is annotated as unc-51 like autophagy activating kinase 1. The record is from RefSeq and is a predicted model, not a curated record. Gene Ontology annotation, molecular function: protein serine/threonine kinase activity; ATP binding. Gene Ontology annotation, biological process: positive regulation of autophagy; response to starvation; negative regulation of collateral sprouting. Gene Ontology annotation, cellular component: autophagosome; cytoplasm; cytosol. Lineage: Eukaryota; Metazoa; Chordata; Testudines; Testudinidae.